CUUGAGAGAAAGUGAGGGGCGUGAGUCGGAACACACUCUCUCUCUCUCUCUCUCUCUUCCCUUUGUAUAUAGAUAGAGAAUUGUGUCGGUAUAUAUAGGGUCGAUACCCGGUAUAUAUAGGGUCGAUACCAAAUAAAGAGGCAAGCUUUUCUUCCCACCUCUUUCGGCAUAGCCUAGAACCUUCUCUCUCUCUCUCUCUCUCUCUCUCUCUCGAUGGCCUCUCCAUCGCAAGCAAGCCUUCUCCUCCAGAAACAACUCAAAGAUCUCUGCAAAAACCCCGUCGAUGGCUUUUCUGCCGGUUUGGUUGAUGAAAGCAACUUAUUCGAAUGGAGCGUCACCAUUAUCGGACCCCCUGAUACCUUAUACGAGGGGGGAUUCUUUAAUGCAAUCAUGACCUUCCCAUCUAAUUACCCCAACAGCCCUCCGACAGUGAGGUUUACCUCAGAUGUAUGGCAUCCAAAUGUUUAUCCUGAUGGAAAAGUUUGCAUUUCAAUUCUUCAUCCCCCUGGGGACGACCCGAAUGGCUAUGAGCUUGCAAGUGAGCGUUGGAUGCCAGUUCACACGGUUGAGAGCAUAGUUUUGAGCAUAAUAUCAAUGCUUUCUAGUCCUAAUGACGAAUCUCCUGCAAAUGUGGAAGCUGCUGUUCCCUGAGUCUACACAUCUUCUCAUAUUCUUUCGAAUUGCAGAAAGAAUGGAGAGAGAGAAGGGAUGAAUUCAAGAAGAAAGUCGGUCGCUGCGUGAGGAAGUCACAAGAGAUGUUGUGAAAUCUGCCCCCCACACACUGGUUGCUCCAACUUUUGCAAAAAAGAAAAUCAUGUCUCACUGUGUGUAAGGGACUUUUAUUUGGUGCUUAUGUAAGUUACCAUUCUCAAUCAAUUAUCUAUGCUCUUUUUUGGACAUACAAAUUUCAUAUAUAAUAUUAAAUGUGGAAAUGCAAUUGACAGUGGACUGCUCUUGUUUUUUGCA
Messenger RNA from Camellia sinensis, 966 nucleotides. Its product is annotated as ubiquitin-conjugating enzyme E2 7. The record is from RefSeq and is a predicted model, not a curated record. Lineage: Eukaryota; Viridiplantae; Streptophyta; Magnoliopsida; Ericales; Theaceae.